CGCCUGUACUGACUAGUUCAACCAAUCCUAACAGGCUGGAUGUGUAAUUAUUACAUCUCCGUUUUACACCUGCUGUGAUUACUUAGCCACUUCGUGUGGAUGGAUCUCUAUGGUAAUGAGCUCAGGGUUGGUCUGAUAAACUAUCUUGCAGGAAUUCAAUAUUUCUGGGUCAGCCAAGUACACGUAGGUCAGGAUGGUAAUAAUGCUAGCUGUUUGUCAGUUUAUUCAAGGCUACCAGACAGUGAUGGGAGACGGUCCUCCAACCCGUCCUAUUGUCAUUCUGUGUCACCUCACUGACAAUGAUUUUCAUUGAGUGCCCUGUAGCGUAGGAUUGAUUGUGCCGACUGCAGGACUCGCGACUUGCUGACUGAUAAAGCAGCAUGUUGGAUCUCACAACAAGCCAGUCAUCCCUCUUCAGUCCCGGCCUGUUUCUGCUUGUGGAGUGCAUACUUGAAGCAGCGGUGUGUACAUGAACGUGUACAUGUUUGCUGACAAUCCUACAGUACAUGUAUGCCUUGCAGGUUCUGGGCAUGCACUUGACUGCUGUCGAUGGACAUUGGAUUUGUGGGUGUAAACCCCUGGCUACAAGCUGCACAUACACAAAGUCCACUUCACUGUGGUGGUUGAGGCACUACUUUUAUUUGUUCUACCACUGCUUUUAUUUUUUUUCCUCAGCGUUCUUUGCCACAUGAUUGCCGAGAAUGUUGUUGCAGUUUAAGAAAACUCCGUGUGUCAGAAAUGUGUUGAUCUUCUGUGUUGAACGAAGUUCACUAUUUCUCUUCUGUGUGUACAGAAACAGAGUACACCUGGAAUGGUGCCUGUAUGACAUGACAUCAAUGUUGCAAGGGCUCAGCAGGUCAUUUUUUUUCUUGAAAAAGUGAAUUGUCAUUGAUGGGGAAAGUUUGUGGCUGUGACUGAAUUCACUAGAGAAAAAGAAAGAAAUUUAUGGUGAUGCUUCAUCAUGGAAAAUGAUUUUCUUGACAACUGUGGAAGAAAUUCAGUUCUGUGGUACUUCCUGAAAAAUUGCUGGUUGUUCACCCUCAUGUUCAUGGCCCAGUUCACGAGUUAUUGUACUUUUCUCAUUUGUACUUACUGACGUCAUUCUUGAUCGGGGAUUCAGGACUACUUGAGGACAUCAGACAAGACCAGAGCUAUUUUCUCUAACUCUAAGACAAGCAUAGGAAUUUUUCAACAGCAAUGCCGAGUCUGUCAGCCAGUGGGAUUGGUCCUCCUAGUCACCUUGUAAUGGAUGCGUGAAGUCACUGCCAUUACUGAGGCACACGUGCAAGGCAUGUCAUCAAUAUCGAUGGAGAAUUUAUGACCGGUGUCCCAGCUUGCUGUUUGUGAGGGUGCUUUCGUGAUUCCUUGGUUUAUUGUGGAUGACAAAAUGACCUGUGGCAGCUGCAUCGGGAAGGAGCCGUUUGCUGGCGUCUUGAGACACCAACUUGUGUGGAUUUCAAGUUAUUUCAGGGUACUAUCUCAUCCAAAAGAUAUGAAACCUUUUGGGUGUCUAGCAGAGUGUUGACGGUGCAUAAAUCAUUCAUUUCAAUACAGUGACUUUUCUUACCUGGGAUGUAGGCAUAAGGCUCUUGGUUUCAGAUGCUGCAGUGGUAACUUCUUUCAUUUUGGUCGCAAGAGAUUUCUACCGAAAUUUGUCUUAGCUUUUGACUCGGCUUCAUGCAUCAUCAGGCUGACAAAAACUCACUUUGCAGCCCAAUUCUUGUGAUGAUUCUCUACAGUGAUAAUUUUCCAAGAUGUGUUGUUUGCCGUCACUUUGCAAAAAAGGAAAGUAGAACUGCACUGAUGUGGAAAUCAUGAAGAAGUAAUGAUAAUAAAUUGGAAAUACAGUGCAAGGUGACAGGCUCCAGGAUAAGGACUUGUUAUCUGUGAUUGGUGGCCGAGAAUGAUGAAAUGGCAGCCUAAAAAAAAGGCCUACUACCGGCAAGGUACUGCUUUACAAUGUCUUGGUCGCCAUGCUGAUGCCUUAGCUGCCUUCUCAUCUGGCUUGGCUCAAGACCCUAAGAGUCUUCAGCUCCUUGCUGGAUUAGCAGAGGCUGCCCUCAAAUCACCGCUCAAAGAUACAUUUGAACCCACCUAUCGGCAGCUGCAAUCUAUGAAACUAGACAAGAGUCCUUUUGUAAUCAUCUCUGUAAUUGGUCAAGAGCUGCUGGCUGCUGGCUAUCAUGCUUCCUCAUUGGUCGUCUUAGAAUCUGCCCUCAAAAUUGGAACAUGCAGUCUAAAGCUGAGAGGAUCGGUGUUUUCAGCCCUGAGCAGUGCCCAUUGGGGUUUAGCAAACACAGACAAGGCUGUGGCUUACAUGCAACAAGAUCUGGCCGUUGCAAAAUCACUAGGUGAUCAAGUUGGUGAGUGUAGGGCCCAUGGUAACCUGGGAGCGGCAUUCUUCUCCAAGGGGAAUUACAAAGAAGCAUUGACUCAUCAUCGAUUCCAACUGGUGCUAGCUAUGAAACAAAAGGAUAGGAAUACAGCCGCUUCAGCUCUUAGCAGUCUAGGGCAUGUGUACUCCGCUAUUGGUGAUUACCCAAAUGCCCUGGCCAGCCAUAAACAGUGUGUUCUCCUUGCCAAGCAACUCAAUGAUAAACACUUUGAAGCUCGAGAAGUUGGCAAUGUUGGAGCAGUGUAUCUAGCGCUGGGGGAGUUUGAUAAUGCUUUGGAUUGUCAUAAGGAGCAUCUGGAGAUUGCCAAGCAGUUGGACAAUGGCAACGAAGAGGCUCGUGCUUACAGCAAUCUGGGCAGUGCUUACCAUUACAAGAGUGACUACGAGAAAGCGGCAGAGUUUCAUGACAAGGUGCUGGCCAUUGCUAAGAACUCUCAGGAUCGGACGGUAGAGGCUAGGGCUUAUGCUGGGCUUGGACAUGCAGCGCGAUGUAGCGGAGACCUUGAGAAGGCUAAAUACUGCCAUGAACAGCAGUUAAAUAUUGCUCUAAGCACCAAGGACAAAGCCAUGGAGGGGAGAGCAUGUUCCAACCUUGGUAUCAUCCACCAAUCACAGGGACAAUUUGAAACUGCCCUUAAGCUCCAUAAAGCACAUCUGAUGAUUGUAACGGAGCUGACUGACCGGACAGGACAAGGCAGGGCGUACGGUAACAUGGGUAAUGCAUACAGCGCUCUUGGGCAGCCAGAGCAGGCAGUCAAAUACCACAAGCAGGAACUGGUGAUAUCACGAGAGGUCAAUGACCGGGCCUCUGAAGCCUGUACCCAUGGCAACCUAGCUGUCGCCUACCAAGCCUUAGGAAUGCAUGAGAAGGCACAGGAGCAUUAUCUGAGCCACUCCAAGAUCGCCGGUGAGCUCAAAGACAAAGUCAGUGAAGCUCGCGCUCUCAGUAACUUGGGAAACUAUCACAGUUCCAGAGGAGAGUUCCGACAGGCUUUGCCUUACUAUGAGCAAUAUCUGAAACUCACUAAGGGUCUAAAUGACCCGUUAGGCCAAGGUAAAGCCUAUCAUAACUUAGGCUAUGCCCACUACUCACUGGGUAACUACAAAGAGGCCGUUCACUACUACGAGAAGGAUCUAGUCCUAGCACGGGAUCAGAAGGAUAAAGUGAAUCUUGGCAGGGCCUAUUGCAACCUGGGUCUGGCUUAUAGAACGUUGGGCAAUUUCAAACGAGCCAGUGAGUGUCAGAAAUGCUUCCUCACAAUCGCACAUCAUAUGAAGAAUGCAGGAGGCAAAUUCCGCGCUCUAGGAAAUCUGGGUGAUAUAUGUAUGGCCCAGAAGGACACUGACGGCGCUAUUAAAUUUUACGAACAGCAACUUCAACUUGCAAAGCAAGUGAGUAACAAGACUUUAGAAGCGUGUGCAUAUGGUGCUCUAGGCUCAGCCUUUCGAAAAAUUAAGAUCUACGACAAGGCUUUAGCGUAUCACACGCAAGAGCUUCAGUUGUGUGAAGAGAUGAAUGAUUUGAAGGGGGAAUGCAAGGCUCAUAGUCAUCUUGGUGCUGUCCAUACUUCAUUAGGAAAAUACUUGGAUGCCUUCAAGUGUUAUGAGGAACAAUUGAAACGUGCUAACGAGCUACGAGACAGCGCUCUUCAAGCUCAAGCCUUUGGCAAUCUGGGCAUCUCCAAGAUGAACAUGAAUCUCUUUGAGGAUGCUCUGGGGUACUUUGAGGAGCAACUUGCAACCCUGGAGCAGCUUGUAGGGAACAGUGUCUUGAAUGACAGGGGCAGAGCUUUUGGGAAUCUUGCUGAAUGUUACGAAGCGUUGGGAGAUUACGAUGAAGCUGUCAGAAACUAUGACCAAUACCUUGCAAUUGCGCAAAAAGUCAAGAAUGUUAAGGAACAGGAUAGGGCCUACCGUGGAUUAGGCAAUGUCCACCGUGCCAUGGGUAACUUACAGCAGGCCUUGUUUUGCUUUGAGAAGCGUCUUGUCGUUGCACAUGAGACGGAGGAUGAGUCAACCCAGGCUUCAGCGUAUGGUGAGCUCGGCUGCCUGCAUAGCAUCAUGGGAAAUUUCGAACAGGCUAUCUCCUGCUUAGAUAAUCAGCUGAAGCUUGCUCAAGAAAUGCGUGAUAAGUCAGGCCAAGCCGAUGCAGCUUGUGGACUAGGAGGUGUCUAUCAACAAAUGGGCGAAUAUGAAAAGGCCUUGGAGUUCCAUCAGAUGGACCUGAACAUUGCCGAGGAGACUGAGAAUCUAUCCUGCCAGGGAAGGGCUUUUGGGAAUCUUGGAGUGACUCACGAAUCCCUCGGUAAUUACCAGAAGGCUAUCAUGUACCAGGAGCAACAUCUCAGCAUUGCAGCGCAGGUCAACGACCGCGUGGCCAAAGCCCUCGCAUACAGCAGCCUUGGCCGUGUACAUCACGCACUUGGGAACUUCUCCCAAGCUGUUGCUUACCUGACCCAGGGCCUACAGAUAGCUGAUCAGCUGGGCAGGAAGGAAGAUGAAGCUAAGAUCAGGCAUCGACUGGGACUGGCUCAGUGGUCCAACGGCAAUUUGGAUGAGGCCCAACGACAGCUCUACCGUGCAGCUGACCUCUUUGAAUCCAUCUGGCGAGAGACUCAAGUCGGCAGCGAGUAUAAGAUCUCACUGCUAGAAUCACAAUCAGCCUCUUACCAAUCACUUCAGAAAGUCCUGGUUGCUAUGGACAGACAAGAUGAAGCCCUGGCUGUUGCUGAGAGGAGUCGAACCAGAGCUUUUGUGGACCUUCUCCUGGGUCGACAAUCUGGAGAUGGUUCAGAUUCUGUUGAUGUGAUGGACACAGUCUUGAUGACAGUUGAUGAGAUCCUGGAGUUAGUCAGCAUGCAGAAUGCUAAUGUGUUGUAUUAUUCCAUAGCAUCUGGACAUCUCUACAGCUGGCUUAUCACACCAUCAGAUGGAAUUCUGAAGUUCAAUGAUUGCAACCUGAAUCAGCUUGACAGGUCCUUAGAGGAAGAUGAUGCAUCAACUUGCUCCGAGUCUACUCUGACAAACAGCACCCUGAAUGUCACGACAUCGGCACACCUUGAUCAGUGCAUUAUGCAUGCCAGGGAGGCUCUAGGUGUAGAUGCUCAGCAUAGCAGUUAUCGCAGCAAUGGCGACAUCACCAGUGAGACAGAGAGCGAAGCUGAUGAGCUCCUACAACAACACCUGGAAGAGCUAAAUGCCAAACUGAUUGGUGGUGGCAGCGACAGUAAUGGCCAGCAUCAGAGACUCACCAGUCGCAACCACGCUAUCAACAGCAGCACACGUAGCGUGGCCAGCAUGAUGAGUCAGCUCAGCCUUAACGGCAGCAUCAUGAACAACUCAUCUCUGGUUAAUGCCGUCACAAAUAAAUCCAUCAAGCAGAAGCAGCUGAAAUCUUGGUCAGGAAGACCUCCGCUAAGAGUGCUGUAUGACCUUCUGAUAGCUCCUAUGGAGGAUGUCCUACGGCAGCCAAAUGGACCCAACACUCCAGCAACAGAUUUGGUCUUGGUAUUAGAAGGUGACCUCUAUCUAGUCCCAUUUCCAGUCCUGAAAGGUGCCUUAAUGACAGAAUGCCUUCAGGAUAGGUUCAACUUAAGAGUUGUACCAUCACUAAGAACACUCAACACGAAUCGAUACUGGGAACAACGCACAACAUCCCACAGCGGCAUGGUACCAGCGGUGAUUGUAGCUAAUCCAGAGAUGCCUCUAAGCAUCACAGAGCGAUGGGGAUGGGGUAAUUUACCCAACGCUGAACAGGAGGCACAUUUAAUAUCGGACAUCAUGGGAGUCACACCUUUGACAGGCCCUUCUGCCACUAAGGAAGCCCUACGCAAGUCCAUCGCUAAUGCCGAGUGUCUUCACUUUGCCACAUCCGUGUCAUGGAAGCUGUCAGCUCUCAUCUUGUCUCCUGGACAUAUACCCCAGAAAAAGGGUCCACCGUCACCAGUCAGGCAGAGCAGCUUAUCACCGACAAAUGGAGAAAAUGGUGCCCUGGAGCAUGUAGACUUGACAGAUAGCGAAGAGAGUGAUCUAGACAGCAACCCAGACACCCCAGCCCUCUCCGAGUUCCUCUUAACGGCCGCCGACAUCCUAGACCUCCAGCUGACCGCUAAACUGGUCAUCCUGUCUUGCUACGCCAGUGAGACACGCUCAGGCCGCGUCACAGCUGACGGCAUCGUGAGUCUGGCUAGAGCCUUCCUAGCGGCUGGUGCUCAGAGUGUGUUAGUUCCUCUGUGGUACGUCCCAGAGCCGGCUAAUAAGAUCUUUAUGAAGGGGUUGUAUGAAUCUCUCUUGUUGGGAACCAAGGCCAGCGUGGCUGUUGGGAAUGCCAUGCAUACUGUACAGGGGUUCAAGCAGUUUGCCCAUCCAUCUAAUUGGUCUGGUUUUAUGCUUCUGGGCUGUGAUGUCCGACUGAGCAACAAGAGCGCCAUGUUUGGUAACGCCAUAGGAGAUCUCCUGACCACGCCCACCAAGUGUCGAGAAGCACUCAGGGUGUUACUACAUCUGAUUGAGAAGUCCCUUCAGCGUAUCCACCGGGGUCCUAAGAACCCCAUCUACACUACUCAGCAGAGCAUCUUGAAGAAGGUCGGACCCGUCAGAGGAUGGCAGGAACUCCUGAAAGCCGUGGGUUUCCGAUUUGAGGAACAACCAGCUAAGGGAAUACCUCCAUCAGUCUUCUUCCCACUGGCUGACCCUGGAGAGAGACUUUUACAAGCCAGUGCUAGCCUUCAAGCAUUGCUUGGUUUGUCUCAGAAUACUUUGAUAGCCUUGUCCAAGCUCCUGUCAUUCUGUGAUGCUGCUCAAGAAAUCAUCAUCAUGCUCCAGCAAGUAGUGGCUAAGUACACCCGAGACAGAGAGGGCGCUAUUCAGGUGCCAGUCAAUGUCAAGCUAUGGAGAACACCAGGUUGUCAUGAAUUACUGGCUUCACUUGGUUUUGACCUGAUUGACGUUGGCAAGGAGGAGGUGCAACUUAUCACCAGCAAGCAAGUCAGCCGACGAAUGUUGCACUACACGCUACAGGCUCUACUGGCAGUAUUUGAUCCUGCCUCUGCCCCCAAGUCUCUGCCCCUUGAGAGCUUCUCUUCCAUGGAGAGUCUCUGCUCCUCUCAGUCAGGAGCAUCUGGGAUGUCACUCUCUGCUGUCUCAGCAUCUUCUCUUGUCUCCUGCCACUCCUUGAAAUCCAACGUGGACCUUUCUCAGCCCGUGGAGGUCUCUCUGGGUAAGAGUCACAAGAGAGGAAAGCGCCGCAACAACCGGCAGUUUGGGGUGACGUCUACACCUAUCUCUGCUGAGAUGACGCGCAGUGGCUUUGCCUAUAGUGGAGAGAACUCCUACGCCUCAUUGGUCGCCAAUGGGAUUUCACCAGUCUCACGGAACACCCAAGGUGCCAGUCCUGCCCCUUCGUCAGAAUCCUCAGAGUCAACCCCACCGGUUACGAGUCCAACCACCGUAGGGCCUACUCAAGGUGGUGUCAGGAAUCAAACGCCUUCCCGGCAAGAAAUCCCAGAGGCAAGUCUAUUCUCAGCGGACGGUGAUCUGACAAUGGCUCCUGAGGUCCUGGCAUUACUGAACAGUCUCAACAACGACCCAGAUGACACAAUGGUCAACCAAGAUGGGAUUGUGAACAUCCCCAACAGGGAAAGUCCUCUCUUGUCAUCUUCAUCUUCUAGGACUAAGAAGUCGUCUAGUUCCAGGGAGUCGCUUCUUGGCAGCCAAGACUCCCUUUCCAUGGGAAUGGUCAACCCUGCAUUUGUGGACGAUACUGUGGAAUUCAUAACAAGAUCCAUUCCUAUGUCAUCUUCCUCAAGCACUGAUGUCAGAUACAGUCGAGGUAGCAGCAGUGUGAUGAGCACCAACACUGAGCAUAAACCCAGGAGGGAUUCAAACCAGUCACGAUCAAGGUCUGUGUCUCCAGGUGAUGUCUUCCUGCCUGAUACUGCAUCUCCAAAAUGCAGUCUUUAUGCUGGCUCACCUAGACAAAGCCCAGCUAGAUUAGAGCCGGGAGUGACCAGUCCUCCUCGAGGGGGCAGCCCAAGCGCUAAGCUGUUACGUCGGACUAGUCGGUCCUCACCGGCUCCAUCCCACUCAGACCAGGGAUCUGAAUCAAGGGGUACACCAUCACCUCAUGAAGCCAUUGCCAUGAAGGUCCUACAUGACACCAUGAAGCACAUGACUGCCGUGGAAAGCAUGCAGAGGUUUUCCCGGAUGAAACAAGGUAAGCCUCAACCAUCAAACCAAAUGACUGAGACCAUGGUAUCAACACAGACUGAAUCAUCCAACGAGCAGGGAACUAGAGGACCAUGGAAGGUUGUUGACAGCAAAACUAGUCCUGUGAGUGGACUUUUCACUAGCUCUACCUCUGAAACCCCAUCAGGUGGGUCUCAACAAGGUUCUCAACAAAACCCUGGUCAGGGUUUUGCCAACAGAAGGCAACCUAGCCCAACGGGUAGGAAGCAGCCACCAGCCCUGCAUCCCAAACAAGGAACAUUAACAAAUAGUACCUCAAGAAGCAAUCCUCACCUGAGCCAGAUCACCCCACCUCCAGAAGGAAGCAGCAACCGCCUUGAAGCCAUCAACGCCCAGAGAAUCCAAUCCUUGAGAACCGAAGUUGCUCAGGAAGAAAGUUUUGAUGCUUCACGGCAGAUGCUGGGAUCACACUGUGAACCUAGAGCGAGGACUUCUUCCUCAAGCUCAACCACGUCCACCUUGCCUCACACUAGACCAAUCCAGUAUGUCCCACCUGCAGAUGUUGGCAAGCCUCAAGUCAUCUCUACCCCAAACCAGUUGUAUUCAAACUCUAACCAUGUCAAAUCUUACCCAGUCACAAAUUCAGUCCCUCCUGACGUAAAGCAAAAACCACACUCCAAAAACAGUCAGUUCACAAACCCGAGCAACUCGACAAGGACUCCAAGAGAUGCUGGGAGUCAUGACCGAACUCCAGCUACCCAACCACCCAGCUAUCAUCUCAACCGUCCAGAAAGCUCUCAGAGCACAACCAGUAGCAUGUAUUCCUCAACCUCAUCCAUACCUAGCGUAAUUCAUGUCCAGACUGGCAAUAGCCCUGACCAUGAGGGUACUGUCUACCCACAGAAGACGGUAAACCACGUCAAUCACAGUAAUCACGUCACUCAGCAGGGAUUCCACCCAGGGGAGCAUCCAGCAAGUAAGGUGCAAAUGUCACAGACCAAUGGUGGGGUAGCAGGUAAAGUACCGAGGGGUAGGGUACCAAGCAACGAGGGAACACUUCCGGUUACAAAGAAAGUUUAUUAUUCCUCGCCAUGUUGAGUGUUUUCAAACAAUCGUCAUUCCACUGUGUGGUUUCUAGUCAGACAUUUUCACUAUUGAAUAAUUCAGCAGAUGUUCAUUCAUCAGUAUGUACAAACUACACUCAGCUGCUUAUACAAAGAGACUGCCACCUAAGGUUAUUCAUCGUAUUCUAGUUUCACUGGAACAUUACCAAACUUUUGUUUUAAACAGCCUUUUGAAUUUUUUUUCCACAUCUUAAAGAGAUUAGAAAUAUUAGCCUAAAAGCAGACAGUCUGUGUAUAGGAAAUCAUUCCUCAACUGUUUUCCACCUGAAAUAAGUUAUAAUGUGGCACUUUUUUGUUUCAGCAGAUAUCUGUGCUUCCCUGUAAUUGCUGACUUUAUCAACUCAAUUAUGUCAUUUUUGUGUAAAAUGAUACCAUCUUUUCAGCUAAGAUAAAAUAUGUACAUGUAGUGUCCUGCAUUUUGAAGCCAGGAGGUAUUGACAUUUUGUCUACUGAAGCAGAUCUCGUUUCUGAAGAACUCCUGGCACUGUGCAUAGGUGUCAAGAAAUUUUCUGGGCCAGUUUUUACAACUGUUUCAAAUUCCCUGAUAUAGAUUUCCUUUUUGAUAAGACAUGGUUCCUACAAGCACACAGUCUCACCGUUUUUGUUUUUAAAUUUGAUUUUACAUCAUUUUCUGCUGUGCCAAAUCCUGUUAAAGGUAAACACAACAAUUGAAAGCACGUUACUUUUUGACAACGUUGGUAACAUUUUUACCAACUUACGGUCGAGUUAGGGCGCCAUGUUCUUAGCACAGGUUUCUUGUUCUCACGCUCG
Messenger RNA from Acanthaster planci (crown-of-thorns starfish), 10476 nucleotides. It is a transcript of the gene ttc28, whose product is annotated as tetratricopeptide repeat domain 28. The record is from RefSeq and is a predicted model, not a curated record. Gene Ontology annotation, molecular function: protein binding. Lineage: Eukaryota; Metazoa; Echinodermata; Asteroidea; Valvatida; Acanthasteridae.